CCACAAACACGCACCCGCAGGCGACUUUGACUUGUAGUGGUACAUCUUCAAAGGACAUUUCAACUUGGUGCUUGGCUUCGGCGCUCCGAGUGUCGCCCGACCCUGCUUAGAGGUGCUAUUGCUAUACCUUUCCCCCCUGCCCCUCACCGACACCCCGACUGUGCUGCAUUUCUCCCCGUGCUUCAUCAUUCCUGUCGCCCCUCGCCGCCGCGUCGCGUUGCCUCUUGUUGCCAGCACGACCCAAACAGCUUUGCUAGCUCUCGCAUCUCGUUCCUUGCUCUCUCUGCCUUCCCGUGCCCGCUGCAGAAGCGCUCGCAGAUCCUAGCCUACUCGCGGCCAAAAAUGAAGUUCUCGACAGCCUUGUGCGCUUUCGUAGCGCUGCUCUCUGCGGCGAGUAGUGUCGCAGCGCAAUCAAAUAGCUCGACAGCCACAAUUACCAACACGUCCAGCAGCAGCACCUCCGUCGAGUGGCCCAAGUCGAUCCCGUUGCAGCAGUCUGUGCAGUACGUCAUGCCGUCAUACGACCUGAGCAAGCUGCCCAAGUUCACCUGGUCGCUCGCCAACGAGUCUUUCACCUUGCGCACGUCCAUAUGCGGCAUGCAGGUCGACUUUUGCAAGAAGGCCGGCUGCGAUGCAGCGGUGGGCGCAAAGGAGACCAAGGUCGCGGACAACUUUUGCGACCAGGUGACUCUCGCGUCGAAAUGCACAUGCUCAGGUGGCAUUUCGCGACUGCAGAAGUUCCAAUGGCCCGUCAUGACACAGGACUGCCGAUUCCGAGGACAGGCUUGCCGCAACCAAUGCAUGUAUGGCGGUACGCUGACGAACCAGAUGCCCAGCUGUAUUGCAGCGUGCAACAAUGUCUUUGGCAUGCAGUGCGGCCUGCCCGGCCAGAUGGCCGCCAACUACGUCGUCAACAGGAAGGGUGAGAAGCCCAACCUCGUCCUGACGCAGGGGGGCGGCUCUCAAAGCGCCGCAGCCGCUGCCAUGCACCUGCCGGCGCGCGGCACCACCACCGCUACCGCACUCGCCGUCGUGGGGCUGGCGUUCACGCUGUUCUAAGCCGAGGGCGCCCAAGCGCAACGCCGGAUCUCCAGUAUCCCUUUGUUCGACUCGAAGUCAGCGGCCCUCACAUCACCCAGCCCUUCUCUCACUUCCUAUGCGAAUCAUUGCUAUGCGCACACCAUCCGGGGCGCCCGGCGCUCGUUGGCAAGUCAUACCUCCUCCAGAGGCCGCGUCCCAUGGCCUUUCCAUCUGUUACGGAUCUUUGUACUAUAUAUUGGUCUCUGAAGGACCGUUUAAAAAGGCCAGAACAUUUUCGAUUCUGCCUUACAAA
Molecule: messenger RNA, 1333 nt
Organism: Tilletiaria anomala UBC 951
Lineage: Eukaryota; Fungi; Basidiomycota; Exobasidiomycetes; Georgefischeriales; Tilletiariaceae
Exons: 3
Coding region: 343-1059 (238 amino acids)
Source: RefSeq, a predicted model, not a curated record